This is a messenger RNA of Fusarium graminearum PH-1, 1209 nucleotides long. RefSeq lists its product as uncharacterized. NCBI's taxonomy places the organism in Eukaryota, Fungi, Ascomycota, Sordariomycetes, Hypocreales, Nectriaceae. Bases 1 to 1209 code for a protein of 402 amino acids. The record is from RefSeq and is a predicted model, not a curated record. The transcript is spliced from 3 exons.
AUGAAUAGUAAAAACUGGAAUGACAGGGCAGACAAAGACUUGUUCUUUACUAUUCUCUCCGUUAAAAACAUUGGCGUCAUAAGCGGCUCGGAAUGGACCACUAUUGGUAACCAUAUGAGAAGCCUGGGCUAUGGCUUCACCAAUGAAGGCUGUCGUCAACACUUUCAAGGUCUACGUCGGGCUCAACACAAGUCAGACAUUCCUGGCCCUAAUGGAGACACAGUACGGCGGAAUGAUCCGACUAUGAAUCCCAUCACACGUCGUCCCGGUCCUGGAAGAGGUCGACCUAGAAAACAGCCUCCUGUUCCAGUUCCCGGAGCUCCGGGAGAGGGUGCUCCUCAUCCACCUCUGGCACUCGGUAUCGAUCAUGGGCCACCACCCAAUUCUGCGCCUCCUUAUCCCCAGGGUGCCCAGUCUUAUGACCCUACUCCUGCUGGUCAUCAACCCACACAUCCUCAACAAGUCCAGGCUGCUAUGAGACCUGGCACUAUCUCUUCUGCGCCGCCUACACCACAGGCAUCGACUCCUGGCAAUGCGGUCCCUGGUCCAGGCCCGGUCACGUACCCAAGCCCAAAUCUUACACCUGCGCUCCCUCAGAAUCCUCCUCACUUACACCCUCUUCAACAUGGACAGCCUGGUCAAUCCGGUCAACCCGGUCAACAGCCUCAGCAGCCUCAGCAGCCUCAGCCUGAGCAGCAGUCUCAAUCUGAUCAACAAUCCCAACCUGACCAACAACCUCAGCAGCCUCAGCCUCAGCAGACUCAACCUCAGUCAGCUCAACAAUCUCAACCCGGCCAACAACCCAACCCAACCACGCAGCCUCAGCCUCAGCCUCAGCCUGAUCAGGAGAUACAGCACGACUACCAAUCUCAGGAGCUUCCGCAAGAACCACCACAAGAGACUCGCGAAGCUACUGACACAGACGCCAUAUCUCAAUCUCAACCUCAACCAAUAGAACAGAACCACGAGCCCCAUGCCAUCUUGCCUCAAGAGCAAUUACAGCCGGAACAUGAAGAUAUAGAUGCCGAUGGUGAUGCGGACGGCGAGGUAGAUGUGGAUAACGACGAACCUAGUGCUAAACGACAACGUAUGGGUUCGCCAGAACCUGCAAAGGACGAUGACAUGGAUGAUGAAGCUGUGUUAGCCCUCGCAGCUCACAGUGGCCCCACGGAUUUUGCUUCCGAUUUUGCUACUUAUGGUGAAGCAUAG